AUGGCGGCCAACGGUGAUAAUGGCAGAGGAGGAAGCUUGGUCGAUGCAUCGGGAUACAAGUUUGCGGACAAGGAUACGAAACCCGGGAAGAUUAAAUUAAAGAAGCCGAUCAAAAAAUCCAAGAAAGAUGAUGCCCGACCCGCAACCUCACCCAAAGCAUCCCCCAUUCUCCCCGGUCUAAACGAGAAAACGAUGGCAGCAUUUCCGACAGGCAAACCGCGCGAAGAAGACCAUAUCGAAUCAGUGAUCUGCAAGACGUGCAAGCGGCCGAUUUUGAAGCAGGCCGCAGUCGACCACAUCCGCGGCUGUCUGAAGGCGAAACAAGAAAAGGCGCGCAAGAAGAAGGAGGCGCGCGAUGCGGCGAACCGGGCGAAGGAGAAGAUCGACGGGAAAGACGACGAUGACGACAAGGAUGGCGACGAUGCGAUGAAGGGACAGAAGAGUGCGAAGAAGAGUGCCGUGAAGGGCAUGGCGGAGGAUGGAACGAAGAAGGGGAAGAAGCGGAAGACGGACGAGGAUGACAAGGACAAGGAGCCGAAGAAGAAGAAGAAAAAGGAGGAGCCGAAACCCAAGGUGCCCAAACCCAAGGGACCGGUCGAUGUUGAGAAGCAGUGCGGUGUGACACUGCCGAAUGGGGCUCAGUGUGCGCGGUCGUUGACUUGUAAGAGUCAUUCGAUGGGUGCGAAGCGUGGUGUUCCUGGUCGGUCGUUACCGUAUGAUAUGUUGUUGCAGGCGUAUCAGAAGAAGAAUCAGGCUCGGCAGCAGAAGGCCGCUAUCGAUGCCAAUGCUCCAUUACAAGACGAGAUGGAAAACAAUGGCCCCGUGGACUCGGACGAAGAAAAAGACAACGUCAUGGCCGCUAUCGGCCGUUCCAACCCUCAGCCACUCGUUACCCAUACGGUCAUCACGACCAAGAACAAGUAUCGCUAUGUCCGCAUCAAAGAGAUGUUAUCCCAUGCCCUGGGCGGUGCCCGUGGUGGUGGACUCUUCUCCACUGGGGAUAAUCCCCCGGUAGAAGGGAACCUAUUUCAACCAGACGACUCCAAUGCCGUUGGCAUCAAAGCCGAACCAGAUCUAGCCGACCAGUUCCGCCGCGAAGUUGCCGCCCUCCUAGGUCGCAACAACCUAAACUUCCCGGGAGCGCAACCAGUCAGCUUCUCGACGAAACACCUCCUCGAACUCCAACGCGAAGACUACUACGUAUGCGAAAAGACAGACGGGAUCCGGUGUCUGAUGUACUUUGCGCGUGGGGACCCGGACUCCGAGACGCCGGAGAUUCACUACCUGAUCGACCGCAAGAAUGACUACCGAUUCGUGCCGGGGCUGCAUUUCCCUAGAUCGGGGGAUAAGAGCUUUCAGUCGUACCAUGUGGAUACACUUGUGGAUGGGGAGUUGGUGAAUGAUACGUAUGAUGAUGGGACGCAGCAACUCAAGUAUCUCGUAUUUGAUUGUUUGGUGUUGGAUGGGCAGGCUCUGAUGCACCGUACGCUGGACAAGCGAUUGGCGUAUUUCAAGGAGAAUGUCCUCAAGCCAUACAGGGCGAUGUAUGAGAAGUUUCCAGAAGAGAAGCAGCACCGCGUUUUCGUCGUCGAGGACAAAUCCACCCAGGUCAGCUACGGAAUCGAGAUGAUGUUCCGCGAUAUUAUCCCCAGGGUCAAGCGCAUCCACGGCAACGACGGGUUAAUCUUCACCUGUCGCAGCACGCCCUACCGCAUUGGCACAGAUGAGCAUAUCCUCAAAUGGAAGCCGCCUGCUGAAAACACCAUCGACUUCCGCAUGCGCCUCGAGUUCCCUCUUCUCGAACCAGACUCGGACGAUGAAGCGGAUGGUAUCAUGCAGUCGUAUCGUGAUUACGACGCAAUCCCUAUCUUCCACCUCUUCGUCAUGCACAGCUCGAACGAUUAUCGCCCCUUCGGUGAAUUGUACGUGACCCCGGUUGAAUGGGAGGACAUGAAGGCCCUCGGGCAACCGCUCGAUGAUACGAUUGUCGAAUGCGCAAAGGAUGAAGAAGGUCGCUGGCGCUUCCACCGUCUGCGUGAUGAUAAAAUGGAUGCGAAUCACGUCUCUACUGUCCAGAAGGUCCUUGAGAGUAUCGAGGAUCGCGUGACGGAAGAUGACCUCAUUCGCGCUGCAGGCGCUAUCAAGACUGCCUGGAAGAAACGCCAGGCUACACAGCAUGCUCCUCCAGAUGUGAGAGGGAGGCCUAUUCCCCCAGCUGCGAAUGGGGUUAAAAGGAAGCUGGAGGAAUGA
Aspergillus glaucus CBS 516.65 is the source of this 2250-nucleotide messenger RNA. RefSeq names its product mRNA guanylyltransferase. The transcript has 5 exons. The coding region runs from base 1 to 2250 and encodes 749 amino acids. NCBI's taxonomy places the organism in Eukaryota, Fungi, Ascomycota, Eurotiomycetes, Eurotiales, Aspergillaceae. Gene Ontology annotation, molecular function: mRNA guanylyltransferase activity; ATP binding. The record is from RefSeq and is a predicted model, not a curated record. Gene Ontology annotation, biological process: 7-methylguanosine mRNA capping.